Molecule: messenger RNA, 8605 nt
Organism: Gadus chalcogrammus (walleye pollock)
Lineage: Eukaryota; Metazoa; Chordata; Actinopteri; Gadiformes; Gadidae
Exons: 11
Coding region: 288-7742 (2484 amino acids)
Source: RefSeq, a predicted model, not a curated record
ACUCCAUUCCGCGCUCUAGUGGCGAAAUAAUGUAUUGUACAUCUUAGUUCCUGGUUUAUGUGUAGGUACAUGCUCUCGGCACACCGCGCACCAUCAACUUUUUAAAAGAAUGGAAUAAGUCCAUUCUCUAUUCCGCGUAGAUACGUCCCGUGAGCGUUGCAAUAAACUCGACGUGUUGGUCGCAAAUACCGCACCAGGCAUGACUUUGUAGGCUACUCUGCAGGCUUUUCUCCAGAGUAGGCUUGUCAGCUUGCAACCGCCAGCGAGCUAACUUGCUAGCCAUAUACAUGCAGUCCAAGAUGACUGACUGCUGUGCUGCGACGAACUGUGGGUCUGACCAGGGGAAAACGGAUUCAGAUGUAACCCUUUUCAGUUUUCCUUCGGACCCUGACCGCUGUAAACAAUGGCUGGACAACUGCCAUCGUCCAGACUUGGCAUCAAAAGGUCCUGAAGAGUUGCAUAAACUCUACAAACUUUGUGCCAAACACUUUGAGCCCUCCUUAAUUUCCCAUGAGGGGACUUCCGAUUUUGUGUUGAAGGAAGAUGCAGUUCCGACAGUGUUUGAAGACACAGAACCAUCAACCAUUCCAACAACCACCGAUAGAAAACGAGCUGGUGAUCCUCUUGAGGAGGAACCUGCUUCUGUCAAGAAAUCAAAAGAAAAUACCGAAUCCCAUGAGGUCCAUGAAGAGUCUGAGGUAUCCGGACAAAACAGCACAACGUGUGUAUCCCUACCACGAGAUGAUCCGAUGCAAGAGGACACGGCGGGCUCCAAAGCCCGAGAGUCUCUCAAAGUCUAUUUCAAGGAAGUCCUUGCUCUAACCGGGUUCAGCAUCAAUGGCACGAAUAUAGAUGAACCGAUGAUGCAGCUGGGAGAAUCCCGGGGCAGGCCGGAACUCAAUCCGAUCUGUGUGGAGAAAAUCGACCAGAAAGAGAUCCUCCAGUUCAGCGAGGACCUCAUGCGUGACGAGAUCCAGAACAGCCUGCAAAUGGCGCGCUUCUUCUCCAUCCUGCUGCAGGACGCCACCAACAUGGAGGGCAAGGAGCAGAUCCCGGUGUUUGUACGCUCCGUCACGGUCGAGGGCUUCCCCCAGAAGCACCUCAUCGGCUUCCUCCCCUGCGAGUUGGACACAGAGAACCUGUUUUACACUCUUCUCACGGAGCUGCGGAACAAGUGGGGCCUGAGGAUGGAGCAUUGCCGCGGGCUCUCCUACCUGGUGACCGGCGGCAUGUGCCAGAAGAUCAGGGACCUCACCUGCAGGAUCCUCCAGGAGUUCCCACAGGUGGUGCUCUCUCCCAGCGACCCCUACGUCUUCAACAUCUGGAUCAUCCGCUGCAUGCCGGUCCCCUUCAUCCAGAGUGUCACGGACGCCGUCGAGGAGGUGGCCGGGCUCAUCAGGAGAACGCCGGAGCUCAGCCAGAGGCUUGAGGGCAAGAUCCAGAUGACGUACGGGCACGUGAAGGGCCGGGUGGACGGCAUCAAGGAGGCCUGCCGGGGGAACUGGGAGUACCGCACGGACGCCUUCCAGACCAUGCUGGACAUCCUGGAGCCGUUCCUCAACGUCAUCAACGAAGUGAUCUCCAAGGUGGACGAGGACACCGCCGAGCAACUGGCCAAGCUCCGGCCCACGCUGAAGAACUUCAACUUCAUCGUCACCCUGGUGGUCCUGAAGAACACCCUUUGUUGCGUGAGCAUACUGAACUCGAGUCUCAGGGGCAUCAUCAGCAUCAGCAGCACAUUGCAGUACACCAUCUCCAACGCCUUAAAGCUGGUCACCAAGUACCAGCAGGAGAUCGCCAUUUUCCACCGGAAGUGGUUUGGCGACGCGAUGGGCCGGGCCAAGAAGCUCGGCGUGGAGGUCACGGUGCCCGAGCCCUCGCUUGCCGCGCUGGCGGCGGACAGCGCGACCGCCACCGACACCCCCCUGGAGGACAUGUUCCGCGAGAACCUGAGCCGGCCCAUCCUGCAGUAUCUGGUGGCGGAGGUCAAGCGGGUGUUCAGCGUGGAGAUGGUGCGCAUCCUCCGGUGGCUGUCUCUGGUGCCGUCGUACAUGGCGGACCACAACUUCAGCAUCCGCCGGGACAAGGUGGCGGACGCCAACCUGAACAACCUCGCCCGGCCGGACACCUUCUACGAGGAGCUGGGCUGCUGGGAGCUCAAGUGGAGACACGCCAGCAAGCGUCGGAUCCUGCCCACCACCGUGUUUGCCACUCUGAAGAUCCAAGACAUCGGCUUCUACCCCAACGUGCAGAGUCUGCUGAGGGUCUUGGGCACCGUCCCCUGCGUGAACGCCGAGGCCGACGUCUACGGCCAGUACAACAUGGUCCUGGAGAGAUGUCAAUUCUACCUCAAAGGCACACCGCCGGAGCUGAGACGAUGCCAUUUGGCAUACGUGUUUGUGAACCAAGACGUGCACUUCAACGUGGAGCAGAUGGUCGAGACCUAUGCGAAAACCCAUCCGGAAAUCAUGCAGUUGUUACAAACGGAAAAUGCAGUUAAAGCAAAGCAACCCAAAGCAGUUGCAAAUGAUGGAAACCAUGUGGAAAAGGACAACGAAGACGAGUCGAAACCGAUGACCAUAGAAAUGGAGGGCGAAAAACUGGUCGAGCUGAAGUGUGCCGAGACCGACCGAGAGGCGCUCAAGUCCGCCCUUCAGGCAGCGGUGACCGCCGCAUACAACAGCCAGAGCCGGCAAAACACCGAAGUCUCCGCCGAACAAGAAAGCGAGGUGUCCAAGUACGUGUCCAAGUCGGAGAUGAAGGAGGUCCUGAACGUUUGCGAGAACACGGUCCGGGACGGCAUCCUACUGGAGGUGGGGAGCUCCUUCUUCUCCCUGUUCAUCGACCGCGUGGUGACGCUCGGGGAGAAGGACUACCUCCCGCUCUUCCUGAGGUUCGUGGACAGCUUUGACGUCAUGCGCUUGGAGCUGAUGGGGUUCGCCGAGGCCGACCUCGAGUGCGACGCCAUGGUCGAGCGCCUGUUGGAGAUCCUCACCGUGGAGUGGCGCCUGGAUCUGAAGUACUGCCGGGGCCAGGCCUACCUGGGCUCCGGGGACAUAUCCUACAAGCUGAAGGCCUUUGCGUGCAAGGUCCAAGAGAAGUCCCCGCUGGCGAUAAGCACACACAGCUCCUGCUACUCCUUCAACACGUGGUGGUCCAAGACGAUCCCGGUGCCGGCCAUCACCAAAGCCCUCGAGGUGUUUGAGGAGGUGCUCGUGUUUUUCGGUAGCAGCUCGCUGCUUGAGAAGCAGGUCGACCACGUCAUCGCCUACGGCCUCAGGGAAAGCUACGAGAAGGUCCAAGAGUUGCAAGGGAAGUUCUGCUCCCUGUGGCAAGAGAAGCACGACUCUUAUGAAGUCUUUGUCCAAAUAAUGGAGCCUCUGGUUGAGUGUCUGGAGAAGAUCAAAAACAACCCGCAGCGAUGGAAGGAAUCAUUGUCCGAACAAGCGGGCUCGCUGCUCCGGAAGAUAAUGGACUUUGAUUUCAUCAUCGCCAUGGUGAUCCUGAAAAACACCUCGUCCUUCACCAAGGAGCUCAGCGCGGGCCUGCAGAAGGACCACUUCAGCGCCGCCUCCCAGCUGUGUCAGAUCAGCGGCAUCCUGGCUACCCUGAGCCGGGUGAAGACCAACAUGAAGGUGUUCCACCAGAACUGGUUUGACGAGGCCUGCGCCGUGGCCCAGAGCCUCCGGGUCCAGGUGGAGGAGCCCGAGUGCCCCGGCCAGCCCCGGGACGCGGCCAGGAAGCCCCUGGGCUACUUCAAGGACGCCCUGAGCGUGCCCCUCAUGGACAACCUCAUGACGGCCGUGAAGGACCACUUCUCCGAGGACCACAAGGAGGCGCUCAACUUCCUGUCGCUGGUGCCCUGCUCGGUCACCGUCAGCUACAUGUUCGAGAGCCUGAAGUCGAAGCCGCCGCUGUACAGCACGGACCUGCCCGACGCCGACAACUUCUUCACAGAGCUGUGCUGCUGGCGGGUGAAGUGGAAGACCAAGGUGACCCUCACCAUCCCCGACACCAUCUUCCACACGCUGCGGCUGCCCGUCAUGCAGUACUUUGGCAACAUCAACACCCUUCUGAGGAUCAUGUCGGUGCUGCCCAGCACGGCGCUGGAGGACUGCGGCGCCAAGAUGCGGCACAAGUUGUUCCAGGAGUUCCUGAAGAACACGGAGCCCAAGGACCGCACCCCGUGUCUGGCCAUGCUCCAGGUGGGCACCGACUUCAACCGGGACCUGGACCGCAUGGUCACCCAGUGCCUGAAGGUCACCCCUCAGACUCUAGAGGGCAUCUGUCUGGAUAAGGAAUCCAAAACGUUAAUGAAGAACUCUGAAAAUAACAUGGAAGUUGACCAUCUAAAAGAUGAGGCCGAGGAGGUUGUGGUCCAGCCACCUGUCGACGCCACGGACGAGCAACCAGCCGAAGAGAACGGCCACACCGGGGACAACCAGCAGAGUCUGGAGACGGUGUUCCGCCUGGCCGCGCAGCUGGCCAAGAAGAACGGCGCCCUGGCCGAGAUCACCACAGACGAAACGGAGAGCAUCGUCCAGGAGCUGGGCCUGUGUCGCUGGCUCGGUGCCGACGGCCGAGGCAAACUCAACAUGGGGGAGACGGAAAUAGCCAUGCUGUUGACGAAAGGGAUCCGCGACGUGAUCCGCGACGUGAUCCUUCAGGAGAUACAGGAGUCCCCCUUCUUCUCCCUCAUCACCGACCGGCCCGUCAGAGUCGCCGACGGGAGCCAUUUGCCCGUCUUCGUCCGGUACGUCGGCGGAUCGGCCCCGAAAGUGGAGCUCCUCGGCUUCCUGCCUUUCGACGAGUCCUCCGUCGACGACGACGGACAAGCGAAGGCCCUCGCUAAGAUUCUGACUGAGGACUGGGGCCUGCCGAUGUCCCAGUGCCGCGGACAGGCCUAUAUGCGGUCGGGCUCCGGCUGCCAGAGUCUGAAGAUCAUGGCUCUGGAUUUCCUGAAGAGCUACCCGCUGUCGGUCGUCACGCCAAGCGAGUCCUGCGGCCUGGCCUACUGGCUGGCCGGAUGCGUGCCUUGCCCCCCGGUGACCAGGAUGCUGGACGUGGCGGAGGACCUGCUGCGCUUCUUCGACAGGUCCCCGGGCCUGGAGGCGCAGCUGGCGCAGGCGGUCGACGGGCUGCUCAACGCCCCCAUGGAGGCGCUGGAGGAGAGCCCCGAGACCUGCUGCUCGCGCUGGAAGAGGCGGGACGACUUCUUCGACGCCCUCGCCGACACGCUGGAGGGCGUCCUCAGCUGCCUCGACGCGGUCGGCGCCGCCGCCUCCGUCGGCACCACGGCGCUCUACGCCCAGGUGCUGGCGACGGCGGUGCGCAGCAUGGACUUCAUCGUGGCCCUGGUGAUCCUCAGGAACGCCUGCGCCCCGCUCCGCAACUGCAGCACCGUCUUCCGCUGCGGCAACCCGGCGGACAUCAUCGGCGAGGCGGAGAAGAUCCCCCAGAUCAUCGAGGCGCUGAGCAAGAUGCUGGAGAACAUCGGCGCCGUGCACGGGCCCUGGUUCGAGCACGCCUUCCAGCUGGCCUCCAAGUUGGGGCCCGAGCAGGUGUGCUUCCCCGAGGAGGCCAGCAACUACGAGUCGGUGGAGAUCUACUAUCGGGAGACCCUGAGCAUCCCCGUGCUCAAGUGCCUCAUCGAGGAGAUGAAGCACAGCUUCUCGGAGAGCCACCUGCAGGCCCUCUCGGUGCUCUCCCUGCUGCCCUCGUGCAACCCCCAGUCCAGCCUCGAGUCCACGGACAAGCCCUUCGGCGCGUACCUGACCGACCUCACGGACCCCGACACGGCGGAGAUGGAGAUCAACGCCUGGGCCGUGGCCUGGAGGGAGAAGUACCAGGAGGCCGCGCCGCCGGCGUCAAUAUCGGAGACGCUGCUCCACCCGGAGGCCCUGAGCCACCCCACCGUGACCUCCCUGCUGCGGCUGGUGGCGGUGCUGCCCAGCGUCAGCAUCGAGUGCGACCUGAUGAGGUCCAGCCUCAACGCCAUGAGGGACCUGCUGGAGGCCACCGUGUGCAGGGGCAGCAGGACGGAGCGCGUGAUGCUGCUCAUGCACCAGCAGACGCUGCGGAGGCUGCCCGAGCUCAUCCAGAGGUGCAUGGAGAUGGAUCCCGAGAGCAGGCCAUGUCUGGCCCAGGUCCUGGAAACCUUUCGAGGACUAAAGCUGAUCAAAGGCGCUGCCAUCGUUGAAUCCAUGGAAGAGGAACCGAGCGGCCCCGCAGUAGCGGACCCUCCCGCCGACGCCGUGGCGGCCCCCCAGGAGGGCAACGGCGUGCCGCUGCAGGAGGCCCUCCCGGAGGCCCUCCCGGGACCCCGCGGGCCCGUGUCCUUCUACGGGCCGCAGCUGCGCGAGGAGAUGCUGAAGGAGCUGUGGGACUCGCAGUUCUUCACCAUCAUCAUGGAGCAGGCGGCGGAGGUGGACGGCGAGCUCUACGUGCCGCUCUGCCUCCGCUACCUCAACAAGGAGGACAUCCAGUGCGAGGAGACGCUGGCCUUCAUCCCCUGCCACGCCGACGCCGGCGCCCUAGCGGACGCCGUGGAGACGGCGCUCUCCGAGAAGUGGGGGCUCAACAUGGCGUACUGCCGGGGCCUGGCCCUGCUCAGCGUGGGCCAGGCGGGCGCCCAGAUGCGGGCGGUGUGCGCGUCGCUCGCCGCCAAGUACCCGCAGGCGGUGCGCGCCGUCAGCUCGGCCGUGUCGCUCAACGUGUGGCUGGCGCGCUCCUCGCCGGUGCCGGAGGCGGCGGACGCCGCCGCGCUGACGGAGAACCUGCUGACGUGGUUCACGGCGGACGCGCGCCGGCAGAACAGGCUGGAGGACGCCAUCCUCGGCGCCUUCCCCCGCGACGAGGCGCGGGGCCACGAGCUGCGGGACAAGCUGGUGAAGAGCUGGGAGCGGAGCCACGACAUGCAGGAGCUGACGGCGGAGCUCCUAGAGCCUCUGAUGCUCUGCCUGAACGACCUCAAGGACGAGGGCGAGGGCGGCGGCGCUGCCGAGCGGCGGCAGGCCGGCGAGUUCUUCGACGCCGUGCGCCGCUUCGAGUUCCUCUUCGCCACGGUGGUGGGCAAGCACGUGCUGGCCGCCACGGGCAAGCUGAGCGCGUCGCUGCAGGGCAAGCCCCUGGACAUGCUGCUCGCCGUGGACACGCUGCCCGACCUCACCGAGGCCCUCGGCAAGCUGCGCUGCGACGUGGACGUCCUCCACAAGGCCUGGUUCCAGGAGGCCGUGGCCCUGGCCGCCCGGCUCCAGGUGCCCACGCUGCACCCCGUGCUGCUGGAGCCCCUGAGCGACUUUUACGCCGAGUCGGUCAGCGGCAGGGCGAUCGAGCACUCGGUCGCCGAGGUGGCCGACCUGUUCGCCGAGAAGGUCCUGGACACCCUGCGGGCGCUGGAGAUAGUGCCUUACGCCAUGUCCCGGGUGGAGACGCCAACCCUCGGCGGCCUUCUGUUCCGCCUGUACAGCGAGGACCUGCCGGACAAAGUGUCUCUGUUUCAGGAGAUCAAGUCGUGGAAGGAGAAGUGGCUGGACCCCUUGGCGGGGUACCUGCCCACCACCGUCCUGGACACGCUGAAGACGUCGCAGAUCCGCAGCUUCAGCAACAUCGAGACGCUGCUCAGACUGCAGGUGGUGCUGCCCUUCUCUCGCAAGGAGAGCUCCUUCAGGGUGGGCAAGAGGAGCCUGCAGGCGUUCAUGCAGCAGCAGAAGAGGUCGCUGGCCGAGCUGCAUCCUCUGUGAAAAUGUUGAUGGUGUUGAAGCCCCUCCCCCAGCCCCGCCCAACACAAGAUCAUGUAAACUAGCAAAGCUCUUGAGAGGUUGUUGACAGCGCCACACCUCUGAUUCAAUGUUCCUUAGCCCCCCCCCCCCUCUAACUUUUGAACUUGACCAGAUAAUUGAGUGGGUACAAUAUUAAUCAAGAUACUUUUGAACUCUUUUGUUUUCCUGUGUGCAGAGGGAAGACCUUUUUGUAAUUUUAUUUUUCUCCUGUAGUUUGAACGGUUGUACUGCCCCUUGGGACCAAUGUCUUGCCAAAAAAAAAAGAGUAAUGCUCAACGGAGGGUUAUCGAAGCUUGUGUGCCUUUAUGCAAUUCUACCCAACCAUCGGCUGCACCCUACAGAUGCAGGAAGUGACACAACCCCAUUAGGCAUUUGUUUUUAGCAUUACCAAAAAUGACUAGACUGUAAAGAUCACAUUAUGAAAUUGUUACAAAGUAAUUUCAAAUUGUUAAAUUGCACCAUUGUUUUCCUUUUUAGGCACACAUAGGUUAGAUUAGAUUAAUCAUUUAAUGUUUUUUUGAUUCCCCCUGUCAUCAUGUCCAUAUACAGGGGUCUAUUUGCUGUAACUGUAUCUUUGAAAGAAUGUUUCCAUGAUAGGAAAUCCCUCAUAUAUAUAUUUGUCAAAAAAAGUAAUAAAAUGCUUCUAAAAGAUGUCCUUCUCAGAUGAUCUUUACGUCCGUUUUUUGGUCUGUACUGUGUUAGACUACGUUACCACAAGGGGGCGCCAGGUGACCUUUAUAAGUCUACUCCCAAUCAAUGCAUGCAGUCCCAAAAGUGAGCUUUUUUUAUGUAUAUAUAUCUCCAAAGAAAUAAGGCAUCUUAUA